Molecule: messenger RNA, 2091 nt
Organism: Triticum aestivum (bread wheat)
Lineage: Eukaryota; Viridiplantae; Streptophyta; Magnoliopsida; Poales; Poaceae
Product: L-type lectin-domain containing receptor kinase IX.1-like
Exons: 1
Coding region: 1-2091 (696 amino acids)
Biological process (GO): protein phosphorylation
Molecular function (GO): ATP binding; protein kinase activity; carbohydrate binding
Source: RefSeq, a predicted model, not a curated record
AUGGCUGCUGUAGUAACGAGCCUUCAUCACCACCUUCUCUCCAUCUCCAUUUGUCUCUGCUACUCACUGUCGUUGCUAGUCAGUGCACCUCUGGGCCUAGCUACCGCGCUCUCCUUCAGCUUCAACUUCUCCGGUUCUGGCUCCGGCGACCUCUGUGACACUGAGCUCAGGUGCGAGCGUGAUACACGCAUGGGCGCCGGCGCCAUCGAGCUAACGAAGAAUGAGAUCAAAGCCAACUUCUUCAGCGUCGGCCGGGCUUCCUAUGCGCGCCCGGUGCCGCUCUGGGACAACACCACGGGCGAGGUGGCCAGCUUCUCCUCCAACUUCACAUUCCGGAUCAGGCUAAAAAAUGAGACGGACGACCGGCUUCGUCUCUGUAACUUGAGCUUCACGCCCAACGACGGUGUGGCUGACGGUAUGUCUUUCUUCCUGGCGCAAUACCCGUCCAGGCUCCCUCCCAACAGCCACGGCGGGAACCUCGCUCUCUUCAACGACAGCAACAACUUGAACGCCACCGGUAAUGACCGCGUCGUCGCGGUGGAGUUCGACACCUUUCGCGGCACUUGGGACCACAGCGACAACCACGUCGGCAUAGAUGUGAACUCCAUCAACUCCAGGGCCUACACGAACGUGACGAAGCGUCUGGUCUCUGAAGACGCUGUCAUGACUGCCGAGAUCAGCUACGACAACCGCACGGGCAUCCUGGUCGCCCGACUCCAAAUGGAUGGUGACGAGCCGCUUUACAAGGUAAACACGUCCGUGGACAUGAAGAAGGAUUUACCCCAAAAAGUUGCAGUCGGAUUCGCUGCAGCAACUGGCAUGUGCACUGAGCUGCAUCAAGUGUUGUCUUGGUCGUUUAGCUCCACUCUAGAUGAUGCCACGGUGGCUACUAGUCCGCAACAGGGGCGACUAGUUCCCGUGCUAGUGCCUUCUACAGUAGUAGCAUUUCUCGUGUUGCUCUGUGUCAUCGCAGUCGUGGUCCAUCGGCGGCGUGUUUGGGAGAGGGUAGAUGAUUCUGACGACGAAGCACGUGAGCAAGCUGAGUUUGAGAGAGGAGUAGGCCCUAGAAGGUACCGCUACCGUGAGCUGGCCGCCGCCACCAAGGACUUUGCGGAGGAGGGGAAGCUCGGGCGAGGGGGCUUCGGUAACGUCUACCGGGGCGACAGCCUUAGCGACCAUGACCGUCCGGUGGCCAUCAAGAUGUUGUCUGCGGAAUCAUCUUCGCAGGGAAGGAAAGAGUUCGAGUCGGAGGUGAAGAUCAUAAGCCGGCUGAGGCACCGGAACCUUGUGCACUUGCUAGGCUGGUCCGAUAGCCGCAAGGGGCUUCUGCUCAUCUACGAGCUUGUGCCUGAAGGCAGCCUCGACCGACACAUAUACAGCACUAGCCGCCUCCUCACGUGGUCAGAGAGGUACAAGAUCAUCCUUGGUCUGGGAUCUGCACUACGCUAUCUCCACACAGAGUGGGAUCAGUGUGUGCUGCAUGGCGACAUCAAACCCAGCAACAUUCUCCUCGACUCAUCAUGCAGCACCAAGCUCGCUGAUUUCGGGCUGGCGAGGCUCGUGGAGCAUGGAGUAGGGCCGCGGACCACCAAGGUCGUCAUGGGCACCGCGGGAUACAUAGACCCGGAGUUCAUCCGCACCCGUCGGCCGAGCACCGAAGCUGACAUCUACAGCUUUGGCAUCGUCCUAUUGGAGGUUGUGUCUGGUCGGCGCCCGGACAUUGAAAUGGAGCAAUCGGGCGACAAAUUCAUUCCGUUGCUCAGGUGGAUCUGGGACCUCUACGAGAAGGAAGCCAUUGUUGAAGCGGUGGAUGAGAAGCUAAAGGGAGGAAACUGGCAGCAGCUCGACAACAACGGCGGCUGUAAGUGGCAGAUGCGCCGCACGCUUGUCGUGGGGCUCUGGUGCACGCACCCGUGCCCGAGUGCACGGCCAUCAGUCGUGCAACUCAUGAAUGUCUUGCAGUCCAAAGAUGUCACGUUGCCAACCCUGUCACGGCCAACAUCCGACGUUUCCUUUGGGACACACGGAGACAAUGCCUUGUCGUCUGCCAAUGUUUGCAGCGAGGUGUCUUGGGCCAUAAGUGGCAGAUGA